Molecule: messenger RNA, 585 nt
Organism: Acanthosepion pharaonis
Lineage: Eukaryota; Metazoa; Mollusca; Cephalopoda; Sepiida; Sepiidae
Source: the annotation of a GenBank genome assembly
AUGAACCGUUACACUACGCGCACAGGCCAUGAAACCAGUUUACCUACUUUCAUUUCUCUUCAUUUUUCUCCAUUUCCUCUUUCUUUCUUUCUUUCUUUCUUUCUUUCUUUCUUUCUUUCUUUCUUUCUUUCUUUCUUUCAUUUUAACUGCUUCCAUUUCAUUGCAUUGUUUUCGUUUCUCUUCUUUGUAUUAAGCUUUUCAGUUUCUUUCUUUCUUUACAUUUUUAUCUCUAUUCCCCCCCCCCAACUCGCCAUUCAAACGAGCGAAGGAAAGCAUCAAACAGAUGCUGAAACUUUGAGGCGACACCCCGUCGCAUCCAAACGACUUCACAGGCGCUGCAAGUGUCCGCACCCUUUUACCCACACCUCCAAAUUACCUUCCCCAUCCCUCCGAUUCCCUUUCCCUACGCGUCGCAUUUCAUUUCAACCCUUCUCCUCCUCCUUUGCAGGUUUUUCGUUGCCUUUAUGCGUCAGUCCCGAUUCACUGAUGAAGGAAAGAAGCUUGCGUGGAUCCUCAUGCCCACAAACCCACCCGUUCUUACCAAAAUGUGAAGGACGUUCGACGAUGUCACCAAUAAAGGGUUAA